Messenger RNA from Melanaphis sacchari, 2170 nucleotides. Its product is annotated as MFS-type transporter SLC18B1-like. Gene Ontology annotation, biological process: transmembrane transport. The record is from RefSeq and is a predicted model, not a curated record. NCBI's taxonomy places the organism in Eukaryota, Metazoa, Arthropoda, Insecta, Hemiptera, Aphididae. Gene Ontology annotation, molecular function: transmembrane transporter activity.
UUUUAAUUGGUUUCAUUCAAACUGCUGCAGUUGAGAGAGCAACAAACAGGUACUCGAGCCAAUGUAAUUUAUAAUUUUAAUUUCAUACGGCUUCAUGUACGAAUUAUUGUUGGCGCUGUGCAAUUUCAUUGAACGUUAUCUUCUUAAAUUCCAGAGCCUGACGAACUUACCAUGUGGGCUGGAGUCCAACAACAACUUAGCCACCGCUGGGGUGAGCAUGGACGAAGAGGACGGUAGUGCAGACGAUGAUGAGCACAUACGAAUCAACCGGUACACUGAUGACGACUACGACGACAACAAUAUCGUCUCAACGUCGUUCGCGGGACCGUCCAAGGCGACUGCCGGAAAAACGCUCAUCAAUGGUAUUCGCAAUGGCGGCGCUGGGGGUGAUGGGAGCAACGGGACCGGAAUCGAAAAGUUCCGUAUUGAAUACCCGAAAAAAUUUCACAACGCUCGCAGCAUGUCACUGUCCAUGGAACGGAACGCUUAUUGCGAACUGUGCCGCUUUUCACGCAGUCCCGUGCCAUUUGAACUUGGUGGUGGUAGCGGAGGCAAUGGCGGAAGUGAUGAACUGGAGGACCGUGAUAAAGGCGUCCGCCGGUACUUUGGGUUCACCAUCAAACAGUACAUGGCGCUCGGUUCACUCGCGCUGGUCGACUUUCUCGGGUUUUGUUCCAUGUCUGUCAUGGCACCGACCUUUCCGAAAGAGGCUGAAAAAAAAGAUAUGACAGUUUCUGAAGCUGGCCUUGUUUUUAGUUUUUUUGCUUUGGUAAUGUUUUUACUCUCACCAGCAAUGGGAUCGAUAAUGCCAAUAUUCGGUACGAAAUGUUUGUUUAUAUCAGGCGUAUUUAUUUCCGGAGUAUGCAAUAUGUUGUUUGGCCUGUUACCAAUGAUACAAGAUAACUUCCAAUUUAAAGUACUGUGCUUUAUAGUACGAGGACUGGAAGCGAUCGGCGCUAGUGCAUUCUCUACAUCAAGUUUUGUUUAUGUCAUUCAACUAUUCCCAGAAAACGUCAGUAGUGUUUUAGGUAUACUAGAAACAUUUGUUGGUUUAGGUAUGAGUGUCGGACCUGCAAUAGGAGGAUUGUUGUCUUCGGUCGGAGGUUAUGCGAUGCCGUUUUUCGUUGUAGGUCUCUUAAUGGUGGCUACGGUGCCACUACACAUUUACCUCAUGCCUCCAAUUAGAGAUGAUGUAAAAGCAUCGCAAGCUGUUGGUAGCCGAUCCAAAGGUAUAAUUAAAUUACUUAUAAUUCCAUCAGCUUUUGUUGUCGGCGCUGUCAUUACAGUUACAUCCAACUUUUGGGCGUCACUUGAUCCGACGCUCGAACCACACUUAAGAGAGAUGGGCUUAUCAACUGAUGAGGUGGGACUUGUAUUUCUGUUUUGUUCAAUACUGUAUGGAGUAUCAAGUCCAUUUUGGGGUUACAUUGCUGACAAGUACAAUAACCAUUGGUCAAUGAUGGCCGUUGGAUUGUUUUCAUCGGCUAUCGGGCUAUUUAUCUUAGCUCCUCUUCCAUGGUUACCAUUGAAUCAAGAUGUUUUAUGGUUGAACCUCGUUGGACUUGGAAUUUUGGGCGUGUCCGCGUCAUUAACGAUGAUGCCAGCAUUUAACUUCAUUUUAUCAAGCGCAAUAGAAAAUGGAUUUCAAGAAAGCGUUUCUACAUUUGGAACUGUCGCCGGAUUUUGGUCGUCGGCCUAUUCACUUGGUGAUAUGACCGGUCCAUCAUUGGGAGGCGUUCUUUUACAACAUUUCGGGUUUUCUAUAUGUAUGACUACAAUGGGUCUGUUUUGUUUAGUAGUGGGUGUGAUUUCGGUUGGGUUUUUUGGUCUUGUGAAAAAAAAAAAAAAACGUCCUCGAACGAUUUCAGACAAAAGUCCGCUAAACGAUCCGAAAAUUAUACAUCCACGAUAUAAUUCACUGAACGACGAUCGAGGUAGAUCAAUGCUAAUUUCAAAUUUUUCAUCUAAAACGGAAACCACUGAAGUGUAAAUUAAAUCUGUAAACUAUUCUACCUGUGUCGAAAGUUCCAUUUUAUAUUUGUUUAUCGUUUUCAACAUGAGGAUGAUUCAUUAAUAAUAGCUUAUUUUUAGAAACUAUCUUUAUUAUUCCAGUUAGUAAAUAACUAUAUAGGUAGUUGAUAAAUUAUUUUAUUUCAAAAAUAAUUAUGCU